UGAACAAGAAUUGGAAACGCCGCCGGUGCACAGCAGAGGAUCCUUCUCCCUCUUCUGAUCUUCUCAGUUCUCAAUGGCCUAAGUUCAUCAAUUGAAUCGAAGCGGUGGUGCCCAGUUUAGAGUUUUAGAACUCGCAGAAUCAGAAAAUGGGAUGGUCGUACCCUGAAAUAGCAAUUGAAGAUUUAAUGAAGUUGAUCAAAAACUACAUUGAUAUGUUGAUUCUGGCGUCUGGGUAUCAAUCCACCGGCCGUCUCGCGAAUUGGGACUCCAACAACAUCAACAGAUCAUUCCAAUGGGCGCUCUUUCUGGAGAAUGUGAUGAAGGCUCUACUCAGUUCAGCUGAUUAUGAAGAAUCUGUUGAAGAGCUUGAUGCUCUUUUACAUGAGUUAACGUUGGAUCCUAAUUUUCCUCAGGGUCUCGCUCAUUUGUCAUGUGCAAUACUGGUUAGAGCCAAGGAUCUUAUGUUAGACCAUCUAAUUCAUACCUUUCCCCUGAGGGAGUCUCAUUUAAAAGCUAUAACUACAGCAUCUGUUGAGAUGGACAUUAGCAAUCUCAAGAGCAGAGAAAGCAAUGGCCUUGAUGUUUAUCUUGAAAAAUUAAUGCUGCUUCCCUCAAAUGGACCCAACUUAGAUGAGAGAAUAAAUUUUGAAGAUCAUGACAGUUGGGGGGAUGGUGAUUUUAGUGUGGCCGCUAUCCAGAAACUUGGGAUAAGGCAAUCUGCAGUAUCAUGCUCAACUGUAGCCGAGGCUGGGUUAGAAAAUAUCUGGAAAACUCUAAGAACAAAAAUGCAUGAUGAGCUUGCGAGUACGUCAAACUCAGAGCCGCUGAAGCAAUCCACAAUAGGCGAAGAGCUGCCACUUGAAUCAGAUUACUGGAAUUGCUGGAGGGCAAGAAGCCUGUCAUAUAUGCUUGAUAAGCGGACCAUAAGGAUGAUUUCUGGUGCCAGUGUGAUUUUUUCUGCACCAGAAGGCCAAUGGACUCAAGUGUUAGAACGAUUAAAUCUCCCAGCUCAGAAUGAUGAUAUCAGUGAAAUGAUAGAGCUCUUGUUGCUAGGAUGUGUAGUGAAUAAAUGGAGCGCUCUACUUGAGCAUCUUAUGUCUGUUUCAUAUGAGUUCCCUGCCAUAUCAAAGCUCUAUCACGAAGUGAUCAGCUUACCACCAGGAAAGUCUCAGAACUUUUUUCUGAAUGAGGGCCUGAUGAAUUCUAAGGAAAAAAGUGUUGUGGACUACUUAGAAGUUUUAAUAAGCAGUAAAGUCAAUCAAUUGUGGCAACUACCCCCAGUCCUUGCAGCAAUUGCAAUUCCUUCAUGGUCAAAGUUGUUCAGAUCUUAUCUCCAUGAGCUAGAGGGUCAGCUGAUAGGAAAUUCUUUGGCAACCAGGCGCUGCAGUUGUCUAGCUGGCACACUGGAGCAUAGAGAAUGUGAGGUGGGUGAGAGAAUUUGGUGCCUUUAUACAUUUCAUGUCUGUUCUGGAACAGGAAGAUCCAAUAUUGCAUGAUUAUGCUGCUCAUUCAAUUGAGAGGAUGAACUUUUCCUAGUCGAUUAAUGUAGUUGUGUGUAAAUAUACAGCAGGUAUUGAGAAUUCCAGUUAUAUUUGACAUGAACAAUGUUGCCUAAUCUUAUGUCGUAUGCAUUUAUGCAUGAGUUGAUGAUUCUUAAA
Molecule: messenger RNA, 1658 nt
Organism: Salvia hispanica
Lineage: Eukaryota; Viridiplantae; Streptophyta; Magnoliopsida; Lamiales; Lamiaceae
Product: fanconi anemia group F protein (FANCF)
Biological process (GO): interstrand cross-link repair
Cellular component (GO): Fanconi anaemia nuclear complex
Source: RefSeq, a predicted model, not a curated record